Haliotis rubra (blacklip abalone) is the source of this 1480-nucleotide messenger RNA. RefSeq lists its product as uncharacterized. The record is from RefSeq and is a predicted model, not a curated record. Gene Ontology annotation, molecular function: protein binding. NCBI's taxonomy places the organism in Eukaryota, Metazoa, Mollusca, Gastropoda, Lepetellida, Haliotidae.
UGUAGGUAGUCAGACUCUCUAGUUGCCUUGUCUUAGCAUCAUCUCAUACUGUUAUUCAUGAAUAGCUCCAUGUAGACUGUGUGCAAUGAAGGAGUGUGGAGCCAUACAUGCAAGUGAAGCCACUAGUAACGAGUUUCCAGAUCUACAGUUCACGUCUGCUCCACCACGACUGCCUACCAAGGAGUGUUCCUAUGUACGUUCAGGGAGGAACAGAUAGCACCAUGGCAUCAGACACAGAUAAACUGUUUGAUGAGUUUCAUCCCGAAGUCGAUUCUUCAACAGCAUCAUCUAUCUAUUUAAAAUGGACGCUGGAAGAGACUGCCGUACCAUACAUUCAAAGAUUUCAGGUGCACUACCAGAAGGUGGCUAGUACAUACGUUCAAUACAGCAACAUGCUCCCUGCUUCUUCUACGGGAUAUAAUAUUCGUAACUUGGUUGCCGAUACUUACUAUAAGGUGUGUGUUGUGCUGUAUCGUAAUGAUACAACCUCCCAUUACGACAGGUGUGGACCAGCGAAUACGACGAGUUGGCAUAUUCCUGUCUCGAUUGGCAGUAGUAUUGGAGCAAUCUUAGCUUUGUCAAUCAUUGUGUUGAUUGUGCUUCUGUCCCGAUGUCCUUCGCUUAUUCGGCAACAGCGACAAGUCGCUUCAGACUCGAGUAAAUAUGACAGCAUGUCAUCUCAUUUUCCGGAAGAUCAUUACGAAAUGAGCGACACGACAAUGCCAGGGCAUGAACAUGACGAAGAGCUGACAUCCGAACAUAAAGUUCACGUUCACGUGUUCGACGAUGGUUCAGGGCGUGACCAUUUGCAGGAGCGGAAAUAUCGCCCUGCAACAGAUCCGUUGUGUAACGGGAAUCGUAAUCACGUGACUCAUCACUCAGGGAGCCAUCGAUCUCAGUCCCAAACUGAACGGAGCUCAAGUCAUCAUCACCAUCAUCAUCGACAUCCUCAUCUUCAAGCUAUGCGUACGCAUCACCACUCCCUUGUGCUGGAGCACCACCCAAUACCACAGCUCACGCAAACAAACUCAUUGGACGACCAAAUAAGCCUGAAGGAUUACACUGUAUAGGAACCGACUGUUGUUUGUCACUCCCAGUUGAGCUCACUACCCUACCGUGUACCACACUGUGUUUCCAUCUGAAUGGAUUUAAUAUUCAUGUUUUAAUGGAAUCAUUUUGUCUAUGGAUUAUCACAGAAUGGAUCUACAGAGAUCAACACAGCAUUACGAGAGUUCAUAAUUAAUGUUUGAUCAUAACCAUUUAUAAUCAAAUAACUUUUGUAAAUUGGUUUAGGUUUUCAGAUAUUUAUCAUUGUCACAUUAUUUAUCAUAGAUUAAUCUAUACUACCCAAAAGAAGUUAGGGAACACACCAGAGUUUUAUACAACGUUAUUACUCACCCUUGAAGAUAUUACUGUUUAAUAAAUCUACAUUGUUAUUACACAUGGUGUAAUAACAUUGCGUACUGUCAGAACUAUUUGC